Molecule: messenger RNA, 1701 nt
Organism: Micropterus dolomieu (smallmouth bass)
Lineage: Eukaryota; Metazoa; Chordata; Actinopteri; Centrarchiformes; Centrarchidae
Product: cyclic nucleotide-gated cation channel beta-1-like
Exons: 13
Biological process (GO): monoatomic cation transmembrane transport; retina homeostasis
Cellular component (GO): photoreceptor outer segment; plasma membrane; intracellular cyclic nucleotide activated cation channel complex
Molecular function (GO): intracellularly cGMP-activated cation channel activity; intracellularly cAMP-activated cation channel activity; protein-containing complex binding
Source: RefSeq, a predicted model, not a curated record
ACUUCCUCCACCACCGAUCCAUGUUGCCGUCCUCAUGUCUUCGUGUUGUGUCCCCCUCAGCCCCGCAGGGGAUCUGUCUGCCGACGAGGACGAUGAGGAACUGAUGAGGACCGGUCUGAAGACCUUGUCCGGUCAGGGAGAGCUGCUGACUGCAGAUGAUGAGACGCGUCCUCUCUCAGCAGCCAGCGUUGGCAGCGUGGUGAUCCAGGACCGUCUGUACGAACUCGUCAAGCAGUUUAAAGGUCGGACAGAUCGGCAGAAAGAUCGGAUGGCGGACCCAGACCUGUCUGAGGAAGAAAGUCCCUCAGCCUCCCCAAGCAAAGCUCCACCUCCCCCACCUCCUCCUCCACCUCCACCAGGAGAAGAGAAGAAGGACGAAGCGCCCGCAGCAGCAGAAGAGGAAGAAGAAGAGGAGGAGAAGGAUUUUGAGCUCCCCUUUAAAAUUUUGGGACAACCAGUGAAAAUCCCCAGACUGCCCAAACUGCCCAAACUUCCCCCGCUGCCCGACUGGCUCCGAGCCAUCUUGGAGUACCGCUUCCCCUCCAGCAUCGACCCCUUCACCGAUCUGAUCUACGUGCUCUGGCUGUUCGUUGUGGUGGCGGCGUGGAACUGGAACGUGUGGUUGAUACCCGUCCGCUGGGCGUUCCCUUACCAAACCCCCGAAAACAUCCACCUAUGGCUGAUGGUGGACUACACCUGCGACCUCAUCUACAUCACCGACAUCCUCGUCUUCCAGCCCAGACUGCAAUUCGUCCGCGGAGGAGACAUCGUGUGUGACAAAAAGGACAUGAGAGACAACUACAUGACCACGGAGAGAUUUAAGUGGGACAUCAUCAGCCUGUUUCCCAUGGAGAUAUUUUACUAUUUCACUGGCGUGAACUCCCUGCUGAGAUUCCCUCGCCUGCUGAAGUACAUGGCUUUCUUUGAGUUCAAUGACAGAAUGGAAGCUGUGAUGAAGAAAGCCUACAUCUACAGGGUGAUCCGAACCUCCACUUACCUGCUGUACUCUCUGCACAUCAACGCCUGUCUCUUCUACUGGGGCUCAGACUAUGAAGGACUGGGAUCCACCAAGUGGGUCUACAAUGGAAAAGGCAACGCUUAUAUCCGCUGUUACUAUUUUGCUGUGAAGACGUUGAUCACCAUCGGAGGACUGCCAGACCCCACCACCGUCUUUGAGAUCUGCUUCCAGCUCAUCAACUACUUCGUUGGCGUCUUUGCUUUCUCCAUCAUGAUCGGUCAGAUGAGAGAUGUGGUCGGAGCUGCAACAGCUGGUGAGAACUACUACCGGGCCUGCAUGGACAGCACCGUCAAGUACAUGAACUCCUACCACAUCCCCCGAGAUGUCCAGAACCGCAUCAAGACCUGGUACGACUACACCUGGAAGAUCCAGGGCAUGCUGGAUGAACAGGAGCUGCUGGUGCAACUUCCUGCUAAGAUGAGGCUGGACAUCGCUGUGGACGUCAACUACGCCAUCGUCAGUAAAGUCGCCCUUUUUCAGGGCUGCGACAGACAAAUGGUGUUCGACAUGCUGACGAGGCUCAAAUCUGUCGUCUACCUGCCCGGAGACUUUGUCUGUAAAAAGGGGGAGAUCGGCAGGGAGAUGUACAUCAUCAAACAGGGGGAGGUUCAGGUGGUGGGCGGUCCUGACCUGCAGACGGUGUUCGUCACCAUCAGAGCCGGCUCGGUGUUCGGAGAGAUCAG